Messenger RNA from Colletotrichum navitas, 1043 nucleotides. RefSeq lists its product as uncharacterized. NCBI's taxonomy places the organism in Eukaryota, Fungi, Ascomycota, Sordariomycetes, Glomerellales, Glomerellaceae. The record is from RefSeq and is a predicted model, not a curated record. The coding region runs from base 117 to 710 and encodes 197 amino acids. The transcript has 2 exons.
GACGCAUCCAAGAAACGUCUCUAGCUCAGUGGUCCUCUCUCGACCUCAACCGGACCGCUACACUGCACAAACCCUAAACCGAUCGCUCCAGCGACGCCGGGAACACACAAGAGUCAAUGGGCUCGUCGCCAAUCAAUCAUAGAAGUCGGUUGUGUUACUCAGACGCAGCACGGUGCCCCAUUGCCAGCUGCAAGUACGUUCCGAGAGGACAAUCCGUCGUGCCGCCGCACGCAGCUCCUUCCUCCUACCAGCAUCGGACCAAGGGCGAGCGUAUCUCAAAUGUUUUCUCCACCUUCGCUCAACACCAUCAAUUACACCUGGAAGUUCGUCCACCCAACUCCCGCCGCCAAAAGCUUUCCCCGCCGGAACCGCUCGAUCACCCCCUGGGACUACACUCAAACAUGCAUACACACACAUCCCGGAAACCGGCAAGACUGGGAUUUACAAAAGGAAAUGCGACGCAAACCCGACGGAAGGGAAUAGAAACAAUGCGGGGAACCAACGCUCGCCCAUGUUCCACUCCGGGGUGCAGUGACGCCAAGAGUACCUAUGCAGAUGGCAGUGGCUGGCCGAGGUGCUGUACCAGAUGGCCGGGAUUGAGCCACACCUUUUCAUCCCCUCACUUCCCCUCCAUUUGUCGCAGACUGCUCAUGACGCGACGAACAGGCCCCCGGCGUGCAAGACUUUCCCAGGCGUGCAGGAGAUGGUGAGGGGGGAAAAGCCCUGUUAUACCGGGGGUGUGCUGGUGCGGAUCAUUCAGCGUCGGGAAUCCCUUUCUCCCCCCCCAUCCUAUCUGAUCUCUAUUCCGACUUCAUGUUUACUCACAAUGGUAUGGCUCUGCGGAAUCGUCGCCAGUAGUAACGAUUGCGAGGUGUGUCUUUCAAUGUUCGUUCUGGUAUUGUACAGGAACUACGAGACGCAAAACAGCAAAUAUAGAAACAAGUCCAGCAGUGGAUCACAGGUCGAUGGUUCGGCACGCCUAAAUCAAAACCUCGAGGGCAUCCAGCAGGCCCUCGCUUCCCCGCUCUCUUUCGGUACGCCGA